GUUGAGUGUAUACGUGUAUCAUUCCACACAAGUUCCUGUACUUAUAACUCAUAUUUCAGCUUCCAUACUAUUUAAAGGGAUAUUGUUUGAAUACGCCUGCAGUUUUAGUUAUCAAUCGUGUAGUACAAUGUCGAAGUUCCAGUCAGAUAAGAAGAAGGGGAAUGGCGCCCCUGGCGCUGUGCAGAAGAAAGCGUACGGUGCUAAGAAACCUAGCACAUACUUGCCAAGAGAAGAAAGACCUGUGCGUAAAAAUAGCACACCCAAUGAAACCCAGGAAAAAGCUGAGCUAAAGACUAAGAAAGAACUCAAGAAAGAAAGGCAGCUGGCCAGACCACACGGAGAUAUGAUGUUCCAGGCGAGACAGUUGUGGGAGAAAGUUAGAGAUACGAGCAAUAAGGAUAAGGAGGCACGCAGAGAGAAUGUGGGAAAGUUAGUGAAGCUGUUAGAAGGAAAGAUGGCGGAUGUUAUCUUCAGGCACGACGCAGCCAGGAUUAUCCAGGCGAUGGUACAGUUCGGUACGGUAGAGCAACGAGCGGUUAUAUAUGGGGAGUUGAAAGGCCAUCUGUUGAAUUUGAUGAACAAUACAUAUGCCAAGUUCCUGGUCAAUAAAAUGUUGGACUAUGGUACCCCGGCUCAGAGAGAGGAUAUAAUUAAGGCCAUGUAUGGCAAUGUUAGAAAGUUAGUGAAGCAUCCCGAUGGAAGUGAUGUACUGGAGCACGCAUUCUUGGAGAAAGCCAACGCCGCACAGCGCAACGCAUUGAUUCAAGAGUUCUACUCGCCCGAGUACGCUCUGUUCAAAGACACGGAGAUCAAAUCUCUCGCCGAACUCAUCGCCAAGCACUCGGAUAAGAAAGAACCCGUCACCAAGAGUAUGCUGGACCUGAUCUUGUCGUGCGUAAACAAAGGGGUGGUGCAACCCAACAUUGUGCACCGAGCGAUCAAGGAGUACUUUGAGGUGGUUGAUGUUGCCGAGAAGCAGGUGCUGUCCACUGCACUGGCGGAACAUAUUGUGGCUAUGCUGCACACGCGCGAUGGGUCCCUGGUUGCUAUGGAAACCAUCUGGAAUUGCGGCGCGAAAGAUCGUAAGACUAUCGUGAAGGCGUUCAAGAAACACGUGGUUCAGGUCGCUAUGGAAGAGUACGGCCACCUGGCACUGUUGGCUCUGUUCGACAGCAUGGACGAUACUGUGCUGAUGAAGAAGUCCAUCCUCAACGAAAUAAAUGACGAGCUCCUAACCGUAUGCCAGAAUAAAUUCGGCCGAUUGGUUAUGAUAUACCUUUUACAUCCAAGAAACAAGCGGUAUCUCAUGCCCGCUUUACAGACGCGCCUGGAACUUGGAGAUAUUAAUGUGUACAGCAAGAAGGAUCGAGUACAACGUCAGAACGAGUUGCGUUAUGCGGUACACGAUCCUCUUUUGAAGGCCAUCGCUGGGCAGACGUUCGACUACUUAGAGACCGGAAAGAUCUGCCAGGUGGUGGAGGAGGCACUCUCUGCUUCGGAUGUAUCGAACGAGAAUAGAGCGAAUGCCAUAAAGGCCAUCCUGGCUGCCGUAGUCGAGGAUCAGACGUUCUUUAAUAACAACGAGAGCGGUUUUCUCUUCAAACGUCUUGUGCAAAAUGGGACUAUGAUAUCAGAUGAAGAAUCUUUUGCGCAAGGAAUCUGGGACUCCGUAAAGGAGAACAUAGAGGCACACUCCAAAACCACACAGGGAUGCUACAAUCUCACGACGCUUUUGACCUGUAAAUCACUCACCCUCGAGCAACGCAAGAGUAUAGGCGAAGACAUUCAUAACAAGCUCGCAUCCUUGGACGCUCUCUCUAAACCUGAUGCCAAGAACGAACACGGUAAAUUGACACCACAAGCGGUGCUUGCAAAGGCGCUAAAGGCCGUCCAAACUGAGCAGGAGGGAGACAAUGACAGCGAUGAGUCAGAUGUAGUUGCAGUAGACUCGGCGAGUAUGGCGCAGUUGAAUACGGUCGAAGAUGUAGAGGCUGAGUUGAAAGCCGGGGCUCAGAAAAAGAGGAAAUUGGAAGAAGCUUUAGAGAAGCAAGAGGGUGAGAAGGCAGCAGGGUCGGCUAAAAACUCAAAGAAAAGCUCAAAGAAAUCCAAGAAGAAUUAAAAUAGCGUGGUCAAUUAAAUCUGUAUAAUAAAUUAGAAUUAAUCAAG
Sphaeroforma arctica JP610 is the source of this 2166-nucleotide messenger RNA. RefSeq lists its product as hypothetical. Gene Ontology annotation, molecular function: mRNA binding. Gene Ontology annotation, cellular component: nucleolus. Gene Ontology annotation, biological process: regulation of translation. The transcript has 6 exons. Lineage: Eukaryota; Ichthyosporea; Ichthyophonida. Bases 128 to 2119 code for a protein of 663 amino acids. The record is from RefSeq and is a predicted model, not a curated record.